AAAUUUCAAUAUCACCCCUUCUAGAGAAUAGAAAAGAGAGAGAAAUUAUAGGAAACUAUCCUUGGGAGGCCAGGGGUGUUUCCCUACUUAUUGGUUCCCCACGUUCCAUUAUUUACCUCUCUUUCCUCUCCCAAAAGUCCGGCAAAAACCCAACGUCUCAAGGUCCCUGCCACCCUCUCAUGGAAGACUACAACGGAUCGAGGCGAUAUGGGGAAGGGACGAUACAGAUGCAGAGCUAUUACGGACCACCACCAUCCAGACAACCCACUUCCUAUGAUCUCAGGUGCUACAGCUCCUCCUAUGCAGAGACCCAGAUGGGCAACAACAGAGACUUAAAGCUCAAGAAGGCAAAGAGCACUGCUGGGUCCUUUUCAAAGUCUUGGACUUUUGGUGACCGUGAGUUCCAGAGGAAGAAGAGGAUUGCUGGCUAUAAGAUGUAUUCUGUGGAGGGAAAAAUGAAGGGAUCCUUGAGGAGGAGCUUCAGGUGGCUUAAACAUAAGUACACCGAGGUGCUCUAUGGCUGGUAGUGAUUUUGCGGGCAUGGAAGUUUUCUUCUUUCUUACUGUAUGUUAAAAGUUGUGUUUGGCAUUCUCAAAUUCAGUGUCAUCAACAGAAUUUCUGAAUUUGUUGCUUGUGAUGACAAAGUCAUUAUUUGCGUUGUUCAAUGGACUAUAAUAGUAUAGACCAUAAUUUGCUCCUGGGGAUCUUCUCUCCGGCUUUAAAUUUGUUUGUUAGUCUUUUAUAGUUGUUGAUGCUGGUUUGAUCAAAAGCUAUUUAUGUCCUUUGAGAUUGGUGAGCAA
Carya illinoinensis is the source of this 800-nucleotide messenger RNA. RefSeq lists its product as uncharacterized. Lineage: Eukaryota; Viridiplantae; Streptophyta; Magnoliopsida; Fagales; Juglandaceae. Bases 180 to 527 code for a protein of 115 amino acids. The transcript has a single exon. The record is from RefSeq and is a predicted model, not a curated record.